AUGCCCCUAUCUAGGAAAAAGUCCUGCGUCCAGUGCCGCAGGGCAAAAACCCGCUGCACCCUCUCCCUCCCGCGCUGCUCCCGCUGCAUGGCAAAGAGCCUCCCGUGCGAAUACACCGGCGCCGCAGUUCCGCGCAUGGCCCCUUACUCCGUGCUGCCUAGGAAUGCUCACACGACUCACAAUGACACGCUGCCGCACGCCGGACAUGUGCGGGUCCUCGCCGCCGCCAGCCACGGAGGACAUGCCGCUCCUGCUGCUCCGGACUACGCCGUGCUCGAUCCUCUGGACAUGGUCUCGUCGUCUUCAUCAGCUAUGACAGGUUCAUCCUCUUCCUCCACCGGACAAAUGGCUGCUGCCCCCUUGCCCAGCCCUCACGCAGACUGGCCGCCGCCUCUCCACGUCAACCUCAACCCCAGCCAUGACACCACCACCCUCGACGCCGCCUCCGCAAUGGGCCUCAUCGAACCAUGCCACAACGUCUUCACCUUCCUCAACUCCAUCACCAUGGAUCCUCCCCCCUCCUCCGACUACCCUGACGACGAAGACACGCGUCUCCGGAACCCCGUCACCGGCUCCGGCACGCAGUCCGACUUCCUCCUCCACGACAAGGCCUCCCGCGUCCUGACCAGGCGCCGCGCCCUCACGGCCAGCAGCGUGCUCGCCACGCGCACCAUCCUCGGCCAGGUGUGCUCGUAUCCCGCCAUGAUGGUCAGCGGCCACGCGCUGCCGCCGUUUAUCCAUAGCCGGUGCAGUCUCGACGAUGGCCUGACGUAUGAUUGUGCGAGGGAGGGCAGGCAUGGGUGCUUGAGGAAGACGCUGAGUGUUUGUGCGUCGUUGCACGAAUCAUUUGACUCGGAAACAAUGCUCGAGUCUAUUCAAGCAUUGACGAUAUACAUGCUCCUACAAGCGCAAGACACAGAAACGCUGGUCAAGAACAACGUCAAGCUCCUCCUCAUCACCAUAGGCGUACGCACAACCCCCUCUCUCCUCAUGUUGCUCACCACCACCAACGCCCAAACACAGGAACUCGGCCCAAAGCUGCACACUAGACUCGAAUACAACACCCUCAUCGACACCAUCGAAAAUCCCCUCUGCCGCUCAACAUGGGUUCUCUAUGAAAGCGCACGAAGGUACACUGCACCACCAAUCCUCCCCACCCUGUACCCUACUCCUCAACCGCCAGAUUCGCAUCACUCACACGCAAAAAGAACCCUCUGCCUCCUCUACAUCAUCGAAAUGUUCCUCGAAAUCAACCUCCGCCCAAGACCAAUCUCAGCCCGCUGCUGCCAAUCCUUCGCCGCCACGCCCCUCCCCUGCAUCCGCGACCUCUGGGAAGUCCCCUCCACCUACGACUGGAGCAAGCGAUACUCUGCCUUUUUGCGCGGCCGCUCCGUCGCCAAGAUCCUCACCCUGAGGGACUACAAGAUGACGCAGCACUUGUCACCAGAGGAACUUCUUGACGGAGUAGCCGGGUUGAAUGGGGUUGCAGGAUCGGGAACAGGGCCAGGGUCAGGGGCCGGGUCGGUGACGAAGGAUGUCAUGAGGUGGUGUGAGGGCAUGGAUUCGUUUGGGACGCUGGUUACGCUGGCGGCGACGCUGCUCAGAUAUGAUGUUGCGCCGGCUGGCGUGGGCGGCAAUGGGCUUAGGAUUGCAUGA
Molecule: messenger RNA, 1656 nt
Organism: Trichoderma reesei QM6a
Lineage: Eukaryota; Fungi; Ascomycota; Sordariomycetes; Hypocreales; Hypocreaceae
Exons: 2
Coding region: 1-1656 (551 amino acids)
Biological process (GO): regulation of DNA-templated transcription
Molecular function (GO): zinc ion binding; DNA-binding transcription factor activity, RNA polymerase II-specific
Source: RefSeq, a predicted model, not a curated record